AUGUCUAGUACACAGUUUUUACGUUGUACAUUUUGUUUUGCGUCAUUCCGACGCCAUGAACACCUUCAACGCCACCUGAUGUCUCAUGGAGGUGAUCGCCCCCAUAACUGUACAUUCUGUAGCCAGUCGUUCAAACGAAGAGAUGUUCUCCAGAGGCACUGGCGGACUUGCAAGUUGCGUCUCGAUAUAGGUGCUGAGAUUCCUCGCUACUCUCAUGCCCCUAGACCUAGUAAAAAGCGAGCCUGUAAUCGAUGCGCCAGACUCAAGAAGGCAUGCAGUUUGGGCUCUCCUUGCGAAGCAUGUCGCGCCAGAAACCAUGAAUGCUCCUAUGGGGAUUCUCACCCCGCGACAGAGUCGGGUGCUCUGGUGCAGGCUCCAUCCUCCAUAUUCCCUAACUUCGCACUGUCCGCACCUAGAGAAACCGCGGAGCUCGAGAUCGAUCAACCAUGUUUUCCACCCCUGGAAAUUCCAGACUUGAAUAUGACCCCCGCCGGGGAAACAGGCUCUUGGAAUCCAAGCACCCUUGAUUCUUGGGCCGAGGAGCCGCUACCGUCCAUUCUCGAUAGUGAAUAUGCGUUCAAUUUCCCAUCGAACGUAUGUGAUGCGUUCUCAGGAGUCCAGUCCGCAUAUCCCAGCAGCAUCGUUACAAGAUUAUAUUUCCUGGACCAUUUCACCAGCGUUACAGGGUUCGCGGACUCGUUUGAAUGUGGAAGUGCCGCCGAAAUGAAGGAUCUGACCCGGAGUGUACAGGAGGAGUCAUCUGACAAGAAUCCGGAGAAAGAUGGCACUAGAUGGGGUCAAUUGUCUCACUUGAAUUCUUCAUCGCAGGACAUUGGGACGUACUUUGGUUCUGAAGAUUGGCUUUCGGACUCUCUUGUCGGUGUUACAAACAAUAUUGUGUCUGGGCUAAAGGUUGCCACGCAGCACCGAAAUUCAGGCAGUCCAAUCACUUUUGACUGGUCAACACUUAUUGAACAAAUUUGCGUGCAGUUUUUCAGCCCCCCAAAUAUCAAGAAAUACCUACUUUUUUUCUGGUCAUUCUGGUACCCACACUGCCCGAUAAUCCACAAGCCCACAUUCGGUAUCCACAACGCACCCCACACGUUGCUCGUGCCCAUGUUGUUGAUCGGUGCGAGCCUUUCCCCCGACGAAUCCGUUAAAAGGAAUGCGAAGCUCUGGUUCAGCAGUGCAGAGGAGAUGGCCUUUGCGGAAGAGCAUUUCCAAUACUCAAUAACAACCAGGGGCGAGAACCACCCCCCAAAACGGAAGACCCUCCAGGCGCUCCAGGCCGCGUAUUUGAUUUGUCUUUUACAAAACUGGGAGGGUGAUAAUAAUAGCAAGCAGAGAAUUAGAUGCUAUAGGUAUAGCAUGGUUAUAGCGGUUGCGAGAAACCUUGGAUUUGCAUCCGGAAACCAUCAUGAGAUCCGAUUACAGGACAUGGACUGGCAUCGUUUUAUCUUGGAAGAGGAGUUGAUUAGAACCUUCUCAUUCAUUUUAUUACUCGAUACAGCUUUUGUUAUUUUCAAUAACACGCCACCGAAGUUGUCAAUAGCCGAGCUAUCGAUGGCUCCUGUGUGUUCUGAACGCUCUUUCCAGGCGCAGUCUGCCGAAGAGUGCCUUUUGCAUCUAGCUGGAUCGUAUAUCAGCAUGCCUAGCGCAGAGAAAUACUCAGUGGCAUCUGUGGUGACAAAGAUGUGUCAAAAUGAGUUGGGCGCUGAUAACAGAGAGAAUUUUGCUCGAUUAGGAAAGCUGAACCUGUUUAUAGUCAUAAGCGCAUUCCAUUCAGUUUUAUUUUACUCACGAAACACCCUUGUUCCCGAAGUGGCUGUUCAACCACUCCGACAAGGUCUCAGCAACUGGAAAUCAUUUUGGGAUGGAUACGACGCUCUCGAACAUGACCCUGAAAUGACUGGUCUAUACUCCAGCGAAAGAUGGAAACGUACAGGAUUUAUGCAGCACGCUCCGGAAUACUGGAUUCUGGCACAAGCAAUUCUCCAAGGCAUGCAAAACCCAGAUUUAACGGACAACAAUGAUACCAGCCUGAGUGCGGGCUCUCUUCUCAGUCGAUUUGAUGAGACCGACAUGAGUCAAGUGAACAGGCUGAUCAAGCAAUUUGAGAACCUCAAUAUACUAAAUACUUGA
Molecule: messenger RNA, 2142 nt
Organism: Aspergillus glaucus CBS 516.65
Lineage: Eukaryota; Fungi; Ascomycota; Eurotiomycetes; Eurotiales; Aspergillaceae
Exons: 7
Coding region: 1-2142 (713 amino acids)
Biological process (GO): regulation of transcription by RNA polymerase II; DNA-templated transcription
Cellular component (GO): chromatin
Molecular function (GO): RNA polymerase II cis-regulatory region sequence-specific DNA binding; DNA-binding transcription factor activity, RNA polymerase II-specific; zinc ion binding
Source: RefSeq, a predicted model, not a curated record